This is a messenger RNA of Alternaria novae-zelandiae, 1323 nucleotides long. RefSeq lists its product as uncharacterized. Gene Ontology annotation, molecular function: metal ion transmembrane transporter activity. Gene Ontology annotation, biological process: metal ion transport; transmembrane transport. Bases 1 to 1323 code for a protein of 440 amino acids. Lineage: Eukaryota; Fungi; Ascomycota; Dothideomycetes; Pleosporales; Pleosporaceae. Gene Ontology annotation, cellular component: membrane. The transcript is spliced from 3 exons. The record is from RefSeq and is a predicted model, not a curated record.
AUGAAGAAGACAACCUUGUCCCGGCAACUGAAUGCCGAUAGCAAGCCCUUUGACGAGUUCCGGAGAAGAGCUGUCGCAGCUGCGGCGAAGUAUCCAGAAGCGAUACAUGCUGAUAUGACACUGGACCUUUGCGAAUGGCUUGAUGGCGCGGACGAAGGUGUAGAAGAGCAUGGCCUGAAGUCCGCACAAGAUCUUGAGGCGGAAAGCAAAGGCGUCGUUCGAGUGAUCUUUGCCCCACGAGACGUACCCACACCAGGCGCGGAACUACUGCUUGAGUUGUUCGAGACAUGCGGUAUCCCAAGCGCCUUCGUCGAUGAGAGCCUGCGAGCGGUUUCGCAAUCAUUCGCAGCGCGCGAAGACGCCGAUGGCACUACUUGGAUCUGGUUCCACCUCUUGUGCAAAACGUUAGCAGUGGUCGAGAACAGGAUCGUGCCGGACGACGACCCUGCAGAGAUCGAGAGCAAACAAGCAAAGAGUCGACAGUCGGCGCCAGCUCAAAGUCAGGCGAACUUCUCUUGGAUCAAGCCUGGUAUUGUGCUGAAGAUUCGGAAGCAGUCAGAUACUCCGCCUACGCCGGUACGGACCUCAACUUCAGACAGCGACACGACAUUGGCACCCACUUCAACCCAAGCCAGGGUAGAGCUGAUAUGUUUCGGCGCACCCAGCACCCUACGGGACCGAAUUCGGGCACUGACGAAGACGACAUCGUGCGAGGCAUUGCUGGAAGAUCCGCAUAUGCUGCUCGAGCUCGUGUUCGAGGAGAUGUAUAAGCUCCUGGACUGGACAGCCUGGGCUGUGUCGGAUACGUUCGGGCCUUUGGAGACGCAAACCUUAGGGAUAGCCAGUAGGGUCGGGAAAGCGACAGAGGAACUGCCAAAGGACCUCUUCACCGGGCUCCACAACCUGGCCAAGCAUGCCAUAUACCUCCACGAGAACUGUGAAGCAGCAUUAGCCACACUAAACGAUCUGUAUACCCAUAAUACAGCGCUGAUGGGCACUGGCUCGAGCACCUUGCAGAGACAAACCCGAGAGGCACUCAAAUAUCGACAGACUCUAUUCGAAUCGACGCAGCGACGGCUGACAAGUCUCAAUGCGCGGAUCUCGAACAUCAUCGGCUUAUCGUUCAACAUCGUCACGCAGGGCGAUAGCAAAUUGAUGCAGUCGGAGAACCAGAGUAUGAAGACAAUCGCCGUCAUGACGCUAUGGUUCAUGCCGCUAGGCACGGUAGCUUCCAUCUUCGGUAGCCAGUUCAUGAAGCUGCAGGAUGAGUGGCCGCAUCAUAUUACCGUCUCGCAGGACUUUUGGCUGAUGUGGGGUAUGUGA